Hyaloscypha bicolor E is the source of this 1887-nucleotide messenger RNA. RefSeq lists its product as uncharacterized. Lineage: Eukaryota; Fungi; Ascomycota; Leotiomycetes; Helotiales; Hyaloscyphaceae. The transcript has 3 exons. Bases 1 to 1887 code for a protein of 628 amino acids. The record is from RefSeq and is a predicted model, not a curated record.
AUGAGUAACGCAGUUGCCCCGGCGACUUCGGCUCGUUCCAAAGCAGGAGAAUCAUCAAACACUUCUGAGCAAUCUACUUUCUUGUUCGUAAACGAGUCGAGCGGUGCCCCCAGAUAUAAGUCCGGAAACCGUAGCGAUGUCCGGGCUCAUGUCCGAAAAGUCUCUGCCAAGCAAUUUGGUCUCACGCAUAAGGUGCCGAGAAAACGAGCUGAAAGACUACCGAGAUACGCUCCGUUGAUGACUCAAGGCCUGGACUCGGUCACAAUCAAAGGCUCGGAGCAUCACCGAAACUGUCCGACAAGUGUUCCAAAGAUACUCCAGGCUUCCCCGAGUAGCUCAAGUUCCUUACCUGCGGCCAGAACAUUGAUUGAGUUUACAGAAUCGCCGAGCAAGACAAUUCAAAGCCGUGAAUUUAUUAAAAGCUCAGAAUCAGUCGAACCUCAAGGGCUUGGGACCGCACACUGCCAUGCUUGUGGACUGCCCCUGGAUAAACCAGGUCACAAACCAAUAAACCAAAAGGAGCAGAGCAGUCUGAUUCCAACGAAACGCAUCCCGGCAAAGUCGAAUCCCGUUGGGAUUUUUGGGGCUGGUAGAAUCGAUCCAUUUUCAAGUCUACCAAUGGAUGAGACAAGCAACUACGCACAAGAACUGCUGGACCACGCUGUCACUUACACGCUACCCGGUCUCUGGCCAGAUGACGCGCCACCCGGCGAAGUUAAUCCCCUCUCAAAAGCUUGGUUCACCUCCAGCUUACGCAUGCCCCUUCUAUUCCACGCAUUAAUCUACUCCGGUUCCAACCAUCUCGACUACAUGCGCCACUCUGCCAUAUACCCCAACGCCCCAAAACCUCUCUCACACAAAUUAAUUGUCAUUCAAAAGCUAAACGCCGCGCUGUCAGACCCAAACCUGGCCUUACGAGAUGAAGUCAUCCUCGCCAUCUUGAUUCUCGCUUCACAAGAAGUAUUUAUCGGCAAGAAAGGAAAGCGGAACCCAUUCAAUUCCCCACUCCAAAGUCUGGGCUGGCUGAACGUGUAUGGGAAUUUCAAGUUUGUGCCGCAGCAUACAAAAGCCGUUGCGGAUAUCAUUAUAAUGCGAGGCGGGCUGGAAACGCUUGAACUACAUGGCUUGGCGGAGAUUAUUGUAUCAGGAGAUGUCAUUUCAGCCACCAAUGCCCUCACAAAACCAGGCUGGCCCCAGCUCCGUCGCCUUGUAAACCUCAUCACCUCCAUCCGCGUCUGGGCCAUCUCGCCCCCGUGGCCGCUAAUCCAAACACAAGCCUCCGCUUUCUGGUCACUCAGAUCAUACGGUAUCACAGACUCAAUGCUUGAGGUUUUUGAUUCGAUUGGCGCCUUGACCCAUGCGAUCGGUGUUCAUCUUCAAGGCAAACCAUUCGGACGAUAUCUUGGAACGGUCCAUAGAACGAGGACGGCUAUUCAGCAUAGCUUGCUGCUGCUGCCAACAUUUGAUGAACUUAAUCUCAGACCUAAAGAGGAGGGAGUUGAGAAGAAGAAUGUUUACGAGUGUUGCCGCCUGACAGCCCUCAUCUAUGGCGUUGCUGUGGUCUACCCGGUCCCCAAUUCUCACGGCGUGCUGCAAAAAUUGGUCACGCUUCUCCAAGUAGCGCUUGUAGUUCUGAACAUCGAAAGUUGUGGGUCUGAUUUGGAUGGUGUGUUGUUGUGGAUGGUGGCUCUGGGAGGGAUAGCUGCAUUGGAUAAACCGGAAAGAGUCUGGUUUGCAUCGCAGCUCGGUGGGCUUAUGAGAAAGCAGGGGAUAGGUGAUUGGGGUGAUGCUGAGGAUAUUUUGGAGUCGUUUCUGUGGCUUGAGAGUGCAUGUGGUCAAGGUGGACACAUGCUGUGGGAUGAGGCUAUGGGCAGGUUCUUAUGGUGA